AUGCAAACAAGAGAGUUUAAUACACAACUCAAUUAUUUACUCCCAAAUUCCAAUCCAUCAUCAUGCAACUACAACAUGUUCCAAACAUCUCAUCUCCAAAACCUCUCCAACCAAAUCCUCCAAGACUUCAGCCCUCAAUCCUCAUGCAUAAGCAAUAACUCAACCUCCGACGAAGCGGACGAGCAAACGAAAGGACUAAUCAACGAGAGAAAGCAUCGAAGAAUGAUAUCGAACCGGGAGUCAGCGCGCCGGUCGCGAAUGAGGAAACAGAAACACCUUGAUGAGCUUUGGUCACAGGUUGUUUGGCUGAGGAAUGAGAAUCAUAAACUAGUUGAUAAGUUGAACAGUUUUUCGGAGUCUCAUGAUAGAGUUGUGCAAGAGAAUGUUCAGUUGAAAGAACAAGCUUCGGAGCUUCGACAAAUGGUUUGUGACAUGCAGUUGCAUGGUUCUUGUCUUCCUUUGAGUCCUCUUGAGGAUGUUCCUAGCAUGAACUCACCUCAUGCCGAAUCUUGA
This is a messenger RNA of Lathyrus sativus (Indian pea), 513 nucleotides long. Lineage: Eukaryota; Viridiplantae; Streptophyta; Magnoliopsida; Fabales; Fabaceae. The record is from the annotation of a GenBank genome assembly.